This is a messenger RNA of Bufo bufo (common toad), 1640 nucleotides long. RefSeq names its product gastrula zinc finger protein XlCGF26.1-like. The transcript has 2 exons. The record is from RefSeq and is a predicted model, not a curated record. Gene Ontology annotation, biological process: regulation of transcription by RNA polymerase II. Gene Ontology annotation, molecular function: RNA polymerase II cis-regulatory region sequence-specific DNA binding; DNA-binding transcription factor activity. Lineage: Eukaryota; Metazoa; Chordata; Amphibia; Anura; Bufonidae. The coding region runs from base 106 to 1533 and encodes 475 amino acids.
CACUUCUUCUCUUCUCUGCUGAGCUCCGCCCCGUCCUCCGUCGAUCGGUGACGUCACCCCAUGCAGUUCUGCUUAUUUCCGGUGAUGUGUUGAGAAGCUGCCGGGAUGGAGGCCUCCUUCACAUCAGCAGAAAAGCUCAGUAGGAACUCUGAAGAAAACUUCAUGGUAUCACAGAAUGAUAAAGAAGAUGAAGAUCUCAUGCAGCGCUCAUCACAAGAAAACCUCAUUACCAGAAAUGUGCAUCCUGGACUUCAUAACACAGAUCUGUCAUAUUUGCCAGUUAAGUGUGAGGAACCUUCUCCUGACCAAUCACAGAUUGGUGCCAUAAGUACAGAUCAGAAAGAGGAAACAAGUUUUCAGUGCUGGGAAUGUGGAAAACAGUUUCCAUACCGCUCAGGUCUUCUUAUGCACAGAAGAAUUCACAUAGAAGCGAAGCCAUACUCCUGUUCAGAAUGUGGGAAACGUUUCACAGACAAGCCAAGUCUUGUUGCCCAUGAGAAAAUUCACUCAAGUGAGAAGCCCUAUUCAUGUUCAGAAUGUGGGAAAUGUUUUGCCAAUCUAUCAACUCUUGUUAGACAUGAGAUAGCUCACACAGAAGAGAAGCCAUAUUCAUGUUUAGAAUGUGGGAAAUGUUACACAGAUAAAUCACAACUUGUUAACCAUGAGAGAGUUCACACAGGAGAGGGGCCGUAUUCAUGUUUAUUAUGUAGACAACGUUUUAGAUAUAAAUCACAGCUUGAUUAUCAUGAAAGAAGUCACACAGGAGAAAAGCCAUAUCCAUGUUCUGAAUGUGAGAAAUGUUUUCCUAAUAAAGCUCGACUUGCUAGACAUAAGAGAGUUCACACAGGAGAGAGGCCGUAUUCAUGUUCAGAAUGUGGGAAAUGUUUUAUGGAGAAAUCGCAUCUUCUUCAACAUAAUAGAACUCAUACAGGAGAGAAGCCGUAUUCAUGUUCAGAAUGUGGGAAAUGCUUUACAAUGAAAUCAGCUCUUUCUGCACAUCAGAAAACUCACACAGGAGAAAAGCCAUACCCAUGUCCUGAAUGUGGAAAAUGUUUUCGUGUUAAAUCAAGACUUGCUAGCCAUAAGAAAGUUCAUACAGGAGAAAAGCCGUAUUCAUGUUCAGAAUGUGGGAAAUGUUUCCCACAAAAAGCACCUCUUGUUAUACACCAGAGAAUUCAUACAGGUGAGAAGCCAUAUUCAUGUUUAGAAUGUGGGAAAUGUUAUGCAAAUAAAUCAAGUCUUGUUUCCCAUGAGAAAACUCACACAGGAGAGAAGCCGUAUUCAUGUUUAGAAUGUGGGAAAAGUUACACACAUAAAUCAGAUCUUAUUGUACAUGAGAGAAUUCACCCAGAAGAGAAGCCAUAUUCGUGUUUAGAAUGUGGGAAAAGUUACACAUAUAAAUCACUACUUCUUAACCAUGAGAGAGUUCACACAGGAGAGAGGCCGUAUUCAUGUUCAUUAUGUGGGAAACGUUUUAGAUAUAGAUCAAAUCUUAGUUAUCACGAGAGAACAGGUCACACAGAAGAAAAGUAAUACCCCUGUUCUGAAUAUGAGAAAUGUUUUCCUGUGUGAGAGUUAGGUUUUUAAAGAAAAUGUAUAAACGGAAACGUCUAACGGAAGGCAACUAAAGUGAUUUUUUU